AGUGGAUCCAGUGCCGUGACCCUCUGGGUGCUGGAGAAGUCUGGGCUAGAAUUUGUCUUCCUGCUCUCUCACCUUUUCCUUCCAAAGCAGAGUGUGAACAGGUGAAGCCGUUGCACCUCUGCCGCAUUGUGUUCAGCACCUCAAGACAGACGCUUAUGUGGAUUCCAGACUCCUUUUUUUCCAGUUUGCUGAGUGGGAGAAUUUCAACACUUCGGGAUGAAACUGGUGCUAUAUUUAUUGAUAGGGACCCAGCAGCAUUCGCCCCUAUUUUAAAUUUUCUUCGGACAAAAGAACUCGACUUAAGGGGAGUGAGCAUCAGUGUCCUCAGACACGAAGCCGAGUUUUACGGGAUCACUCCGCUAGUGCGAAGGCUGCUGCUGUGUGAGGAGCUGGAGAGGUCGUCCUGUGGCAGUGUCCUGUUCCACGGCUACUUGCCCCCACCAGGCAUUCCCAGCCGUAAAAUAACUAGCACAGCUAGAUCCUCAGUGGAUGCUAGGAAUGGACUGAAUUCUGUGGAAGGCGAAGCCCAGGGAUGCGGGACCCAGCCUGUGCUCUCUGGAAAUGGAGAUGAGACUGUUAGGCUGGGGUUUCCAGUGGACCCACGAAAGGUGCUAAUAGUUGCCGGCCACCACAACUGGAUCGUAGCUGCAUAUGCACACUUCGCCGUGUGCUACAGAAUCAAAGAGUCUUCGGGAUGGCAGCAAGUGUUUACCAGCCCGUACCUGGACUGGACCAUCGAACGGGUGGCUGUAAAUGCAAAGGUGGUUGGAGGUCCUCACGGAGACAAAGACAAGAUGGUGGCCGUCGCCUCAGAGAGCAGCAUCAUCCUGUGGAGUGUUCAGGAUGGAGGAAGUGGAACUGAGAUCGGUGUAUUCAAUCUUGGUGUUCCUGUAGAUGCGCUCUUCUUUAUUGGGAACCAGUUGGUGGCCACGAGUCACACAGGCAAAGUGGGAGUAUGGAAUGCUGUCACUCAGCAUUGGCAGGUGCAGGAUGUUGUUCCAAUAACCAGUUAUGACACUGCGGGCUCCUUCCUUCUCCUUGGAUGCAAUAAUGGAUCGAUAUAUUACAUAGACAUGCAAAAGUUCCCACUACGGAUGAAGGAUAACGACCUCCUUGUCACUGAACUCUAUCACGACCCCUCCAAUGAUGCCAUCACUGCGCUGAGUGUUUACCUCACCCCCAAAACGAGUGUCAGCGGAAACUGGAUUGAGAUCGCCUACGGUACCAGCUCUGGAGCUGUGCGGGUGAUUGUGCAGCACCCGGAGACAGUCGGCUCAGGGCCACAGCUCUUCCAGACCUUCACAGUCCACCGCAGCCCUGUUACAAAGAUAAUGCUGUCCGAGAAGCACCUGGUGUCAGUGUGUGCCGACAACAACCAUGUCCGUACAUGGACAGUGACACGGUUCAGAGGGAUGAUCUCCACUCAGCCAGGUUCCACUCCUUUAGCGUCUUUCAAGAUCCUGUCCUUGGAGGAGACAGAAAGCCAUGGCAGCUAUUCCUCUGGCAAUGACAUAGGUGGGCAUCUUCACAAAUGAAAACCCAGGACUGGG
Messenger RNA from Myodes glareolus (Bank vole), 1550 nucleotides. NCBI's taxonomy places the organism in Eukaryota, Metazoa, Chordata, Mammalia, Rodentia, Cricetidae. The record is from RefSeq and is a predicted model, not a curated record.